Messenger RNA from Bactrocera latifrons, 2497 nucleotides. RefSeq names its product kin of IRRE-like protein 2. Bases 1 to 2451 code for a protein of 816 amino acids. The transcript is spliced from 15 exons. Gene Ontology annotation, molecular function: cell adhesion molecule binding. The record is from RefSeq and is a predicted model, not a curated record. Gene Ontology annotation, biological process: cell-cell adhesion. Lineage: Eukaryota; Metazoa; Arthropoda; Insecta; Diptera; Tephritidae. Gene Ontology annotation, cellular component: cell-cell junction.
AUGAAAGCGAACACAGCUGCAGUCGGCGCGAGCGCAGAGAUGYCACAAAGCGGCAUGCAACAGCGAMGACAWCAACAUCAGCAUCACUUGYCACAGCCGCUAAAGCUCAUAUUGGYGUUAGUCAUCAUCAUUUGCUUGCAAGUUCCAGGAACAAAUUGCUUUCAAAGAUUCUCAGAACAGCCAAAGUAUUCCGAAGUGAAUCCGGGUCAGGACGCCUUACUAACAUGCAAAGUAAUCGAUAAGCGUGGCAGUUGCUCAUGGCAGAAGGAUAACAAGCCUGUUGGCAUAUAUGCGAAAAAAUACGAAUGGGCCGCACGACCUUCCAGCAGCAGUGGCGGUAAUUUACAUCUUGACCUACACCCGCCGCCUAUGCAAAUCGGUGGCGAUUGUUCCUUAUGGAUACGUUCGGCGACGCUAGACUUCGAUGAUGGCUUGUGGGAAUGCCAAGUGACGGCGAGUGAUUUUACAACACAAGAUGCACUCACCAGCCAGCCAGUGCGACUGGUUGUCAGAGUGGUGCCACAACGUCCACGCCUGGAGUAUGAGGGCGCACAUGUUCCACCCGGACAUAAUAUUACCAUCGACUCGGGUGCUCUGGCGACCGUUAAAUGCGUAUCGCACUAUGGCAAUCCGCCAGCCACACUCAAAUGGUAUCUUGGUGACCAAGAAAUUCAACCGAUUCAUCCGCAAAUCAACAAUACCGAACCGGAUAAUCCGCGCACCUGGUCGGCAACGUCAGUUGUUCAAGUGACGGCGAUGCGUGAACGCCAUGGCGACAUUUUGCGCUGUCUGGCCUAUCAUGAAUCUUAUACGGCGAAAUCUGUGCCGGUUGAGGCACGUUUGGAUGUAAAAUAUGCGCCAACCAUUCGUCUAAUUGGCUCACCGGAAAUCGACUUAGAGGAGGAUAAGGAUGCGCUUAUCCUGCGUUGCGUUGCCGAUGCCAAUCCACCGGCAAGUAUUGUGUGGCGGCGUGCGGGUCGUUCGGAAAUCGCCAGCUUGCAGGAAACACUGCAACUGCGUCCAGUAGGCCGUCGUGAUGCCGGACUCUACACAUGUCAAGCCCAAAACUCGGUGGGCACCUCAGAGCAGCUCUCCGUACAGUUGGACGUUAAAUAUCCACCUAAAAUAGUAUCGGCCGGACCGGAUCGACUGACUACAGCACCAUUAUUCAGUCCAGCCGCAUUUGAGUGCGUCGCCGAAGGCAAUCCGAUGCCCAGCUAUAAAUGGGUGCAGCGAAUAGCGCAUGGUUCCAAGUUCGUGGAACGUGGCAGUGAGCCACGCCUUGUUAUUGACAAUGUCACCUACGACUAUCAGGGUGAAUAUGAAUGCCGCGCCACCAAUUAUAUCAAUGGACAGGAGCGCGUUGCUGUCUCCGAACCAAUUUCGCUGCAAGUUGUGGGUGCACCGCAAGUACUACGCCCACAUCCAUCGAUGCACACAAUAUCGGUAAAGCGUGGCCAGCCGGCCGUUAUGUCACUGGUGGUCUGUGCAGAUCCACGACCACAUCGAGUCUCAUGGGAGUGGGGCUCAUUACGCCUGGAAGCUGGUUCGGGCAUUGACCGCUUUCGCGCCGACGAUAUGUUGCAGGAUUCACGCGAGGAUUGCUAUCUCUCCACUUUGCAUAUUCUACGCACGGAUGAGCACGAUUCGCGUCCCUACUAUCUAGUUGUGGAGAAUGAGCGCGGCACCGAUCGGCAUGCCAUUCAUUUGAAUGUGGAGGGUACGUUUACAGAACCACUGGAGAUGAGCUAUUUGCUCGGCAUCGCUGGCGGCUGCCUAGCCGCCAUACUCAUAUUAAUCUGUCUCUGCAUUUAUGCGGUGCGCAGCAAAAAAUGCUGCUUCAAAGGUAGUUCCGGCUAUAAAUCAUCAGAUAAAGACAGUGAGAAAGCCGAUUUGAAAUCACGUUCGGACAGUACCAGUGGUCCACAGGGUGAUUCGAUAUAUACCACGCCGGCUGGUUUUCAUCAUCAUCAGCAACAGCAACAGCAACAACAGUUGCAACAGCAUCACCAACAAGCGCAACAACAACAACAACAGCAACAGCAUCAUCAUUUACAAACCGCACACGGAUCACCGGAGGCAAUGAAGUUAAAUAAUUUACAAAUUGCAAAUGAGAAUGACGAAAGUGAGCCCGAGGCGUUGAAUAUUGCCACUACAGCUACAAUAAACGCUCUCAAAGCAAUUGAUAGCACUCAAUCAAUUAAUGAUGUGGUUCCAACARCUAAAAUAACUAACAGCACGCAUAUCGUCAGUGAUGUGAAUGCCGUUGUCGAAUCUAGUGCUAUUGAAUAUCAUGCAAAUACAAUAACAACAACAGCUGUGAUUUAUACGCUACCCACACCUGCGCAACCAUCAUUGGCGGCGAACUUACGCCCGUUUAAUCCGCACUCCACUGCAGCGCCACAAGCCGACUCUAGCACAAAUCAAGCACSGAAUGAGACUUUUGUUUGAAAACUGAAUUAGGAUUUCUUUAAAAUUUUCAAAUUUUCAUUUAGUG